This is a messenger RNA of Myodes glareolus (Bank vole), 1060 nucleotides long. It is a transcript of the gene Lnp1, whose product is annotated as leukemia NUP98 fusion partner 1. The record is from RefSeq and is a predicted model, not a curated record. NCBI's taxonomy places the organism in Eukaryota, Metazoa, Chordata, Mammalia, Rodentia, Cricetidae.
GGAAACAGGAGGAUUAAACAGCCUCUCAAUUUAAAGAGACAAGGGGGAGGGGAGUGUGGGCUGCAGAGUUUAUAAAUAGACAUUGCUCCAGACUGCCUGAUGAUGAAGUGGUUGUUUGGUAAAUUUUUCUUUUUUAAGGAUACCAUUAUCAGAGACCAUUUCAGAUACCAGUUUCGUUUAGUGUUCUGAGUGGAUUCAUCAGAUCUUGGGUUAUUAUUUCUGCCAGUUUUAGGGGCAGGCUUUUAAUAUUUUGAGUCACAUCUCCAUGGAUCACAGAGAUGAUGAUGAUGAUGAUGUAUCUUUUGCCAAAUGGAUGAGCAGCUUUUGGGGUCACAGCUGGAGAGACAAGGAUGAGCGAGGACUCCGGGACCACCACCGACCACAUGAAGCCAGCUACAGGAAGGCUUCCCUGCCAUGCCCAUUUCCUGCAUUUUCCAGCAUUACAUCAGCUGACUGCCACCCUAGACGACAUUCUCAUGAGGACCAGGGAUCCCGAAGCCAUCUUCCCAUGCAGUAUCACAGAAAAUUCUCCAUGGAUGGGUCACUGAAGGAGCCAAUGGGAUCACAAAGAGGAGCUCAUUCCAGAAUGCAGGAGUUUUCAGAGUCCCUUGAGCAGCACCUGUGCCUUCGAACCAAGCACGCUCCUUCUUCGGGACCCAAGGGCAGGAAGGAGAAAGAUGAAAGGCGUUGCCUAGGAACUGACGUGAGCUCCCACAAGACACUGGAGGACAGAGAGAACUCAACAAAGGAAGCGCGUGGAGAUGCACUCAUGGCUCCCCUGGUUGAAAAGGGGCCUGAAUAAUGCUGUUUCCACAUCUCAGUGGCUGACAUCACUGGCUGUUCUGAGACCCAGUUCUUCCUCCAGAAUGGCAGCUGGAAGGGGAGUCUACAGAUGUUGAGACUAAAGUGGGCAGUUGGAACCGCUGCUUCUCAAGAUGACCUGUGCCACCCUCCAGAGGACUCUGGCAUUUUACUUGUGUGUGCAAUCUGCUUUUUAUGUCUUUCUAUGGUAAGAAAAAAUGUAUUUGAAUAAAAUAAAAGCAUUUCUGAAAUUGUAAAA